Molecule: messenger RNA, 7941 nt
Organism: Ictalurus furcatus (blue catfish)
Lineage: Eukaryota; Metazoa; Chordata; Actinopteri; Siluriformes; Ictaluridae
Gene: atmin
Product: ATM interactor
Exons: 4
Coding region: 1-2274 (757 amino acids)
Biological process (GO): regulation of transcription by RNA polymerase II
Cellular component (GO): nucleus
Molecular function (GO): DNA-binding transcription factor activity, RNA polymerase II-specific; transcription cis-regulatory region binding
Source: RefSeq, a predicted model, not a curated record
AUGGCCGCUACCGCAGCGGGUGAGUCGUGCUGCAGCGGUGCGAAACGCAGCGACGAGCCGUCGGUUCAGUCCCGGGAGAUCAUUAAACCCUCCAUAACGGAGCUGACUAAAGUGCGGACCAAUAUCCUGUGUACGGUGCAAGGAUGCGGCAAAAUCCUCCCCAAUACCCCGGCGCUCAACAUGCACCUCGUCAAGUCCCACAGAGUCCAGGAGGGUAUCGUCAACCCUACGGUACGAAAGGAUAUGAAGGGUUCACAGAAGCUCUACUGUUGUCCGAUAGAGGGCUGUCCAAGAGGACCCAACAGGCCUUUCUCCCAGUUUGCACUGGUUAAGCAGCAUUUUAUGAAGAUGCACGCAGAGAAGAAGCACAAAUGCGUAAAGUGCAGCAAUGGUUACAGCACAGAAUGGGACUUGAAGAGGCAUGCCGAGGAUUGCGGAAGGACCUACAGUUGUACGUGCGGUUGUCCGUACGCAAGUCGAACGGCACUGUUGUCGCACAUCUACAGAACUGGUCAUGAGGUUCCCAAAGAGCAUAGGUAUCCGCCCGUCAAGAAAAGAAAAAUGGAGAAACUAUCUCGCAGUGCAACAAAACUUGAGACUAAUGGACAAACUUUUGAAAUGGAAGUCACAGAAGGAGCAGUUCCUGCUGAAGGUGCAUCCCACACUCCAGAUUUACCACAACACCACCCUGUCCAUUCUAAAAACCUCCAAAAGCUACUCCUGCCCAUGCCUAAAAUGUCUUUGGUCAAUGUCCCCGUGAUGCAGUUGGCACACUUGCCUGUCCUUCUCCCGCCAGCAGAGAGUGGCGCUUUGAUGUCCGUGGUCUUGACGGUGGACGCGCAAGGGUCCGUGAGUACCUUGCAUUUCAUGCCUCAGUCGCUUGGGGCAGUGGUACCUCCGUUAAACACUAAAAGUUUCAAAGAAACCAUGCCCGUUUCCAGAGCAAACCUGGAUGCCAUCAGUACAGGGAUCCAAGUCAAUCUAGAAAACCUGGUCUCCGUUGAUGAACCCGUUAACGAUUUGGGAUCGAGAAGUAAAAGCACCUCAACCAACAUUCAAACAGAUAUCUCAUUCCUCGGUAAGGGAUCUGUCGGAGGAGUCAAUAUCGGUCCCCCGAGUGAGGCUUCGGUCUCCUCUGGUUCUCAAACUGACAUUAGUGUGAGCGCCCAGAUCCAGCUACCGGUCAAUGUGCAAACUCAGACGUUCCCCUUGAGGUCCAAAGUCACAUCUUCCAUUGGGGCACAAACUGAAUUUCUCAGUCAGAUACCUUUCCCUUCUGGUAACACAACGAGGGAAACUCAGACAAGUUGCUCCCCAGCAGCUUCAAUAAAUAAGACCCAAAUGGACCAAGCUAUAAUGUGCGCAAAUCUUUUUGAUUCCGAUAUGCUCAGCGUCUCUACACAGACUACAGUACAUGGUGGACCUUUUGGCGCCAGCGAUCUUGAUCCCAUGAGCACAGGAUCAGGAUAUUUUGAAGACAAAACCCCACCAUCCUUGUGCUUUGGAGCUCAGAGAGACAUUUUACACCAAAACCCGGUAGCCGACAAUCAGACUCAGACGAUGAACCUUUUCAGUGAUCUGGAGAACAUCCUUUCUGAAGGCAUGGCGAGUGGAGCUCAAAGCUGUGGAUCAGGCCUGGUUCCAGUGCAAGAGCAGCACACGGGUAUCGAUUUUGACUUCGAGGAUUUCCUCAACGCGACUCAUAUUCAGACUCAGACAGACGAGAGUGCCUUAGGAGGCCUGAGCUCGGAGACACCCCUGGAGCUCCUCGACAUUGAGACGCAAACCGACUUCCUCCUGCUUGAUAACCUCGGGGAUAACCAUCAUAGUGAUGUUGGCACCGGGGUCCAAACGAGCGACCUUGAGCUGGAGAUGUUUGACACGCAAACCCAAACAGAUCUGAACUUUCUUCUUGACCACAGUAGUCACAUGUCCCUGGGCAGCAUCCUAAGACACUCCAGCUUCAACAUGAGCACCGAGUCCUCAGACACCGAGACCCAGACCGACACCAGGGCUCCUCCUCCACUGCCUCUGCCCCUGUCCUGUUCCAAUGAUGGACAGAUCAGACUUAGCAGCACUGAAACCCAGACAGUCUCCAGUUCCUCCAGCCUAGGCCACCUUUUCUUAACCAGCAAUGAGACACAGACAGUCAUGGAUGAUUUCCUGUCAGCAGACCUGGCUUGGAAUAUGGACUCCCAUUUCAGUUCGGUGGAAACCCAAACCGGUGAAGAUCUCCUGUCUUUUUUUCAGCACUCGGACAAAGCCAUCAGCUGAGCUCUCUACCAUUCUAGCUCGUCUGUAGUGGAUGUGACGUAGGCAACGUUACGAAGGAACUGUUUCUGAUGACCCGCCCAGAGGUGGAUGCUUCGGGGCAGCAGAUGGAGUUCUCCCAACCGCUCAUCACCAUAAGGGGCUCAGUUUGGAAGGCACUUGUGGCAGUUGAGCUCACUUGUAGUUAUUCAGCAUCUUGAGUCAUUCCACUGCAAGUAGUCUCAAAGCUCAAAGAACUUUCGGUAGCCCUAUUCGGACAGGAUUAGGUUUACAUACAAGACCUAAAUUCUUUGCAUCAUUUGCCCUUCUCCUUUUAUUUCCAGACUGGCCACGUUGGUAUUUUUUGAUCACUUUAGUUUACUGCUACUCCCUAAUAUUUAGUCAACUAGUCUGCGUGUCUUUUUCCUGAAAUAUGAACAGAUGUAUCCUCUCUCAACAACAUAUUUGCUACGAGUCGUAUAACUUAGUCUCCGUACUCUCUACACUCAGAGUGCAUUAGCAGAAGAAAUACAAUAACUUAGAAAAAGUGUGAUCCUGAAUUAAAGGCCAAUUAAAAGAGCUGUUAUAAUGUCAGCUGCUGUUGUAAACCACUUUAUAUAGAGGACAUAUAUUACACAAUAUCAUGCGAAUUUAGUUUUCUAGUAGGGGUGUGGAUCUCCCUCUUUCCCUCAGCACCGAUAUGAUUCGACUGAGGUCUGAUCCAGUCUGAUUCAGUUCCAAAUUAAACUGAAAUGUAAGAUUUCCACCAUGGGGAAAGUCUUCAGGACGGAGGAAUUCUUGGUGACGUUUUGUUUUAUUAACUUGAAGAAAGAGGCAAAAACCGAAGGCUAGUGAGGGGGAGUAACAGGAUGAGUGAUAACAGGAACAAGUUUGUGUACAAGCUGGGGUCCAAAAAUUCCCAGAAUUGUUAACGACAACAAAAAAAAAAAACUAGUAUUCUAAAACUUUGAGAAUUUCUCAUCGAAUCCCCUUCGAAUCUGGCGAAUGUGGUAGUUGUUUCUGGUUAAAAACUCCUCGGUUGACGAGCUCCAAUUCUGGGUGCACCAAUUCUCCAGAUGGUUUUUUUUUCGUCACUCGAGAGACCGAGACUACGUCGAGCGCGGGCGCCACAUUCCAAUUCCACGGAUUUUUGGAUCUUCCCUCGUACGUUCCACAACAUGAAAUGUAGCUAUAAACAAAUAAUAAAAAAAAAAAAUCUGUUUAUAGCAUUUUGUUUAUAGCUAUAUCUGUUUAUAGCUACAUUAUGUUUAUACACCCCAACCCCCCCCCCCCCCCAAAAGAGAACACGUACAAAACAGUCUAUCACCUUGACAGAAAUUAAAUUUGAUGCACAGUAUAGGAUCAUAUGACCAUGAGUGCCCCAAUCGCACCUGGACGCAAAAGGAGACGCGUAAAGAAGUCACCGCGGACGUCCCGCAAAGAAACUAACCCGGUCUAAAUAGGGCUUUUAGCUGCACUUUAUCAUUUCAUAGCCGUCAUUCGACUUCUCCUUUAACGUGUUUGCUUUUAUUUUGCACAUUUGUUCAGCACUCUUUCUGUUUGAAAAUGGUCUGUUUUUUUUUUUUUAAUUAUUUUAUUAAAAUUUCCGUUCGAACAGAAUAUAUCAUUUUUCGGCGAUGAUGAUCGUGCUACUAUGUAGUCGUGAAUUUACAGUGUGGCACAAGUCUAAAAUCAUUAACUAGAAUGAUGUUCAUCUAAAAUCAGAUUUCUUUGUGAAAUUUGUAUAUUUUCUUGUUUGGCUGCACUGUAAGGAUAUUUUUGCAUUGUGCUUAAUUAUUAUUAUUAUUAUUAUUAUUACUAUUAUUAUUGUUGUUAUUAUUGUUAUGUUUACAUUUGUUAACUUGGUUUCUAAUUGUUCAAAAGAGAUGUCUGUUAUUGUAUUUAAACAAUUUUGGUUCUUACGGAUAUUUUUGCUCCGGCUACAGCAGAAUAUUAUGUCGUAUCGCUCAUAACGCUCAUAACGGUUUAAAUUAUUCUAAUGUAUGCAUAUUUAUGCAUGUCGCAAAUAUCGGUGACCUUUAAGAGUUGAGCUCGCUACGCUAUUAUUAUUAUUAUUAUUAUUAUUAUUAUUAUUAUUAUUAUUACAAUGAUUUGCAUUCUGUACUGUGAGUGAUCUGACAUGCAAAUCGCAGUUGUUUACAGCAAGAUGGAACCUUUAACGAAAUAUAUUCACAGGAAGCAUGUAACGUCUCUCCGAAUGUAGGCGUUUUCACUUUAAGCACUACUUGCGCUCCAUGAUUAGCUUUCGUGCCGGUGCCUUAAUUUAAACGGUAAAUAUAAACACAUCUGACGUAAAGCUAUUUAUUUGAAAGAGCUAGCGGACCUUUUAUCCCUGUUCUUCUUCUUCUGCUCUUUCCAUUUUUCUCUUUCUGAACACUUUGUAGUGUAUUUAUUUGCGUGUUUAUUCAUCAUACCGCACUCCGUAAACACAUUUCGCCUGCCAUCGCGUCGUCUUAUUUCAGUAUUUAUAUUACAUAACAUAACACGGUUCGCUCCGCCUGCUUUUGGUCCGUCUUUUAUUCAUGUUUAUAUUUAUAAACCGAGCUUUCCACGAGCAACCGAAUGUAAAUGUCACCGUGUCGUGUUGUAACCGAAAGGUUCUCAGCCAAGGCCGACAUUCGCAUCCGAACACUAUAUACUCUAGCAGGAACGAACGCAAGCAUAUCGUCGUAGAUUACUUGAAAUUGUCCGUAUACACUCUUGGUUUUCAGAAGAGCGUGCAUGCAGUCCUGGUUGUGCCAAGAACAUGUCUUGAGUUCAGUUACAUUUGUUUUGGUUGUUGUUGUUGUUGUGUUUUCUUCUAAUAUUAAAAAUGUCUUAAGUUGGUCACGUGCGUACUUUAGGGUUUUUGAUGUACAAGAUGAACCCUGUGUCGUUUGGUCGUUUAGGCUAGGCUGCAGCAGUCGCUCAAAAUAAAAUUCUAUCCAGAACAACUAUGAUUUGACUGUGUUAUUACUGUUCAGACUGAAUAAUCGUGACCAUGUUAGACGGUGAACAAAUCAUCAUAAAUUCCAUAGCUAUAGCUAGGCCACUGGGCUUCAGUGUGCUUCCCAGUCCUAUGUUUUCUGCUUGCUCGGAAUGGACCAGGGUGAAAUAAGUGCAUUAAUACAGACUAAGGGCAUGAACGAGUGUCUAAAUCCCCUUGUUCCUCACGUCGUCCUUGCGACCUUGACCGAAAAGUCGUCGCUGAACGCCUCGGCGACGUCCUCGUUCCUGCAUCGCAAGUAAAACUAUUAUUAAAGUCUACCUAGCUUCUUUAUUUAUUUGUUUUCUCUCUCUCUCUCUGUAUGUUUAAUUAAAGGUGAUGUAUUGUGCAUGCUACGCUAGCAGGUGAGUUAUGACGGCUUUACGACGGUCAGGAUUCGGAACAGUAAGUUUUCCAAAGUCAAUACGACGUAGGGUUUCUUAUCUUCCUCUGGUCGUUAUACGUGUGUACUCGUCUGCCGGGCAACUACGAAUAAAAAGUGCUAAGUCUUUCUUUUUCCUUACCAUUUAAUGUUAUUACUUUACAGGUAAGUAUCCCAUGCCGAGCGCACACGGUGUUCAAACCAGUUCCCGUUUGUUUGGAUACGUGCUUUUAAAUUGUCGGCUUUAAUCCUACUCUCGCGGUUGGACGCUGACCCUGUCGAUAAGACAUAACGUUAGACGUGCGGAGGAAAGGAGAAAACGCCUCACGAUGAACAGGUAAGAAUUACAAACCCUGGAAGCGAAUCGUGUCGGCUGGACGUGUUCGAAAUUCAGCGUGCCAGCAUUUCUGAACACGGGCGUCUCUUAAAUCUGGUGCAAAGAGGCGUGUGAGGCCCCGUGACGGCGAGAAAGCGUUAGAAUGUGGCGCUUCAGUUGCUGGGUAACUGUGAGGUCUCUCUCGAGCAGUCAUGAGCUCUAGACUGCAAACAAUGAAGGUCUUUUACCGUGUAUUUUAACUUCGAGUUCCCAUGGUCAGGGUGAUGGAUUUAACGGCUCGUCUAUGUCUCAUUGAAUCUUCUUCGAGGGGGAAAAUGGACGAUAUUUAAUAUAUUUUUAUCCUUUGGUAUUCGCUCACUUGAACUUCGUGACAUUUUGAACUGAAAUCAGUUGAAUUAGGAAUAUAUUACACAAAAUAGCCCUUAAUAUUAAAGUGAAAGGGGGAAGCAGUAUAGUUUGCGAAAUUAUUUACAAAAUAAACGAGCAUGGAAUGUUAUGAUCGCGUAAGUAUUCGGCCCCGUUAGGGCGCUUUCCGACGAUCUGCGUUUUGCUCGUCACGCACCGCUGAGGUUCAUGAACCGCACACCUUAUGAGUUUUUACCGUGUGGUUGAAGCAGUGCAUCAAGAUGCGCUCGAAAACAUGGAUCAUUUCAGAAGGCUAGCUGAAUAUUAAAACAAAGUAAGGUCCUGGCUUUGGAAAACACGCGUCCUCGCUACCUCUGCGUAAGGUCUGCGUAAACUGGGUUAGAUUUGAAUUUGAGUAAACUAUCAGUGCUGCGGCAAGGCGUCAAGUCAAAGCGGUGCGUCCCGCCCGUAACGGCAUUACCCAUGAGAUCGCAUCGUUAGUUCUGGUGCAACCAGUUAGAAGUCACGUAGUGACUCAGAAGUCACGUAAUCUGGUGACUAGCAUCUACAUGUCCGCUGUUAAAAGCGUUACUGGUUCCUGGAAGAGAUGUUUGGUUUAGAGCGCGUGCCUACGCAAAUAUCAUGAAGGCCGAGGUGUAAUCGAAACAAGUCUAACCAGGCAAAGUUCUGGAAAAGUGUCAAUCAGGAAGUGAUAUUAAAUCCAUCGUUAAAGAAUUGAAGAAUGUGGAACAGCCGUCACUCUACCUAGAGGAGAGGUAGAUUUAGAUUAUUUUUUCCAGUAAGGUAAAAAAAAAAAAAGAAUAGGGGGGAAAUAGUCAAAUAAAGAAUGAGGUCCAGGGUAUUGCGCAAUAUGGUACUACCACCACCGUGCUUCACUGCAGAGAUCGUGCUCUAAGGGUCGUGAUUAGCGUCGUCCUUAUGCAAGGCACGGUUAGGGAUGAAAAUCUACAACUCGAGGCACAGCAGAGCAGCUCCGUCUAUAUUUAUCGUGCCGCGUAAACUUAAUGAAAUUAAAAUGAAUGAUUCGGUUUUCACUUUCAGGUGGUUGAAGUUUUGUGUUUUUGUCCAGGCGACCGGUUUGGACAUGUUUUUGUGUUUUUCAUUUGCUGAGGAAAGAUCUGCUCCAUUUCGUCAUACGUUCUGGUACAAAGCUAAAAAAAAAAAAAAAAACCACCCAUGGUUUGUUUGCCACAAAAGUGUUACUGAGCAUUACAGAUGAAAUGAAUUUCAUGUCGCUACACAUAAAUGAACCUGACAGCCUGUCUACCAUCUGUGGACGUCCAUUAACGUGAAGUGGAUAUAGUGUUGUUUUUUUUUUCUUUUUUUCUUCUUUAUUAACUUUUGUUGCAUGUUUCUCGGUCUUUACUCGUUAACUUUUUAUUCAUUCAGACUAAAUCAACGUGAGUCGAAUUUCAGGCCCGUUUUUGUUGCGUAUAAUUUGAGCAGAAGGGUGAGCUAUUAUUUCAUUAGCAUUCAUUUAUUCAGUUAAAAGGUUGCUGACAAACAGUUUUCCAUGAACAAAAUUCACACCCAUUUUAAAUCAUUGUGUUAAUCCCAGGACACCUGCGAAAUGGUGAACAAAUUCCUGAACACAUUCAUAUUUAUAGAUCAUACUUUUUA